Molecule: messenger RNA, 1552 nt
Organism: Paramecium sonneborni
Lineage: Eukaryota; Ciliophora; Oligohymenophorea; Peniculida; Parameciidae
Source: the annotation of a GenBank genome assembly
AUGAAUUAAUAUCAUUUAGGUUUCAUAGAUUCUAAAAUAGAGAAUUAAUACUAAUUGUAACAAUAAUCAAAUUCGAGAUCAGCUGUUUUCAAAUUAAUGUCUUUUGGAUUAAUCGUUACUUACUUAAUUAGAGUCAUAUUCUCUUUAAUUGAGAAAAUCGAUUUUUUAUUUUAUUACAAACUUGCUAUGCUGAUAUAUUGCAUCAUACAAUUUAUAGUAGUUUAGUGGUAACCGUAAUUGACAAGAAUAGCAUUUAUCAUAACAAAUAUUUGUAUGAUGGGAUUAGUACUGGAGUAAGAAAAUUCUCCAGAAAUCCAAAACAUGAAAGGAGCAAAUAUGAUGACUGUUAAUAUUAUGUUGGUAUUAUCAGGAGAAUUUUUUGAUUCCGUCAUUUAAUUAAUUGUGAUAACGACUUUAAGAAUAACAUUACCAUAUAUUACAACAGAUACUUAAAAUUAUAUGAUACUUACAAGCACAAUCUUAGCCAAUUUAUCAUUUUUAUUUUAUGCAUAUACCUAUCAUAAGGCAAAAAGAUCUCAAUAUUUACUGGGAUUAGUGGAGAACGACUGGGAUAAAAUAUUUUUUGAGUUGGUUAAAGAUCCUUAUAUCUUAUUGAAAUUUUCUUAUUCUAAUUUAAGCUUCACUGUUUAAAAGCAGAAUAGAUUUCCUUUUAAAGAUUGUUUAAAUUUCGAUGAAGAAAUAUCGCAAUGUGAUUAGGAUGAUAGAACAAUAAGGUAUUUUCUAUAAAAUGCAACUAUGGGAAAAACAUCACUUUCAGAAUACAUAUAUGGUAGUAUUAAAAAAUUUUAAAUGGAUUGUUAUGAACAUUUUAAUUAAAUUCUUAGGGUUCGAUUUUAAAGAUAGCUGCUGUAAGUUGAAAUGUCAAUAUUUUAAGCAAAAAACCCAAUGAUUUUAUUGAGGAUUAAUUCAAUUAGCAAACAUUCAUAAAGGCAGCUAAAAAAAUACAAGAAGAGAUUUAUUUUAUACAAUAAUAUAUUCAUAAACAUAUUAACUAAAUUAGAGUAGUAAAUGAAAUAUAAUUUGAUGAUAAAAGAAAUAAGAAGAAGAUUAAUGCUAGUAUAAUUAAUAGAAGAACUUCAUGAUCAUAAAUAUCAAUUUAAUACUGUUAACAUAUAAUUCGUAAUAUCUUAAUUAGAAAACCUAUAUCCUGAUAAGAAUAUUAGAUUCUAAAAUACAAAUAAAAUGGAAACAUUGUUUACAAUACCAAAUGCUCUAAUGAUGUUAUUAUUGAGUGUUUUGGAGAAUAGUGAAUAAGAUUUGAUUGAGUGUAAUUUGAUAAAUUUGAAAGAGGAAAUGGAAGUGAUGAUUGAAUUCAAUGGUAAUUUUUAAGCUUCUAAAAUAUUGAAAAUAUAUUAGAAUACUAAAUAUCAUGUUAGAUUAUUGGUUUCUAGUUUAUAUAUAUCUUCAAAAUGUAAUAAAUUUGUACAUUAUAUUAGUGGUUUAAUUUAUACUAUUUUCUGAGCCCCUUUGUUCUUCUAAUAUUGACAUCUACACUUAUGAAUACGAUGACUUAUUAUCUAGUGAUCAUUGA